GUUCACUCUCUUUAAUACUCAGGCCGCACCAGAUAAUUAGGGGAGAAAAAAGAUAAAAUCUUUGGCUACAUUCCUAGUAUUUCCCCCUACUUUGCAUAUGCAAUUUCUAAGACUAGAUUUUCCCCUGUUCUGUUUUACCCCCUCCCUGUAGCUUUGGUUCCCAAUGACAUUGAACUUCCUGUUGCUAAAGCCUGUUUUUCUUGGCUUUAGUUGGUUGUUGGCCUGGGAAAAGGUACAGGGGUAGCCCAACUGGAGCAUGAUCUGGGUUCUGGGCAUUCUUCACACGAGGUUAGACAGAGCGUGUGGCUUCCUACAGGGAAUUACUUCGGAGAACACCACCACCUUGGAUAUAUUUGGAACUCUGGUAUUUUUGUUUAAAGAUUUUUUUACUGUAACUUUUAUUAUCUUUGCUCCAUCCUAGUGUAUGUGUUUUUGUUAUUCAGAAGAUAAAUAGAUGCUGAGGCUUGUCUUAGGUUUGUUGUUGUACCCCUACCCCCUUUAGUUUGUCUUAACAGUCCGUCUUCUGAAACUUCUUUUACUUCUCUUCCUGGUACUGAUGCUGUAGCUAUUAACCAUUUAUUGCCUCACAACAGUCUCUUGCUUUCAAGAAGCUAAUAUUUUGAUGACUAGGGCAACCCUUAGCUAAAUACUAGUAACAGUUAAAGAGUAAUAAAGACUGGAGUGCAAUUAAGUGCCUUAAUGUGGCUUAAGCCUCUCCACAUAACGAAGCCUAUGUGACAGAGAAAAGUAAUGACUCUUCGUCCCAGCGGAGCCCCUUGUCCCUCCCUCCCACGCGUACUCACCUUUAUCAGAGACACUUGGUUCUUUCCCCCCAAACUUCUUGGCUCUUAUGCCUUCCUCCAAGCGUCUGAAACUCCGAGAAGGGAAAAUGGGGGAGGGGGGCGUGCCGCUCGCUUCCGUACUUGCCUGUGUCCCAGGCUGUCUGGGGGAGGUGUUGGACGAGCCGCCCCAGUCCAGCUGCAGCCGACCCAGGUCCCAGUCCCUGCCCUUUGCUCCCCUGCUUUUCAAUAAGUCCCGAAGUCCUGGGAGGUGGGCGUGGGAGUAGCCCAAGCUGAGGCUAAGAAGUCCUCCCGGACGGUUCAGGGGGCCCCAGGCGAUAGCCACGUUCGUAUUCUGGCUGGAAGCCAGGGGAGGGAGCUUGGGGUAAGGGGAGGGCCCUGAGGGAGGGGUCAGACUCCUUAGGAAAGAGUUAAUGGGAAGAGGGGGAGGGGAUAGGACGAAGAGACCGAAGGGAAGGCUCAGGUAGGAAAAGAACGGAGGAGGGAAGCCUGGUGGGGGGAGAAGGGAGCCUGCAGGAUCAGGGGUCAGAGUUAGGGGGCUUCUCCCCUGCUGCACCCUCAUCCUAGGGCCGCCAACUUCCCGCCGCGGCGGCGACUUUCAGUUUCAUUUCUACGAACCCUUCUGCCUGGGCCGCAGUCGCCGCCGCGAUGCCCAGUAAGUUCAGCUGCCGGCAGCUUCGGGAGACGGGCCAGAGAUUCGAGAAUUUCCUGGUCGAUCGGGGACUGGACAGGGAGACAGAUCGCGAGCGGUUGCGGACCAUUUAUAACCAGGACUUCAAGACCAGCUUUGGGACCCCCGCCCCAGGCUUCUCCUCCAUGCUGUAUGGAAUGAAGAUUGCCAAUCUGGCCUACGUCACCAAGACCCGGGUCAGGUUCUUCGGGCUCGACCGUUGGGCUGACGUGUGGUUCCCAGAAAAGAGGAGAAUGAAGCCGGGGUCGGAGAUGAGCAAACACCACAAGUCGCUGCUGGCCACGAUCUUUUAUGACAGGGCUGAGUAUCUUCACGGGAAACAUGGGGUGGACGUGGAGGUCCAGGGGCCCCAUGAAGCCCGAGAUGGGCAGCUCCUUAUCCGCCUGGAUUUGAACCGCAAGGAGGUGCUGACCCUGAGGCUUCGGAAUGGAGGAACCCAGCCUGUCACCCUCACCCACCUCUUUCCAUUCUGCCGGACCCCCCAGUUUGCCUUCUGCAAUGGAGACCGGGAGCUGCCCUGCCCACUCGGCCCUGGUGAAUGCUAUGAGCUCCAUGUCCACUGUAAGACCAGCUUUGUGGGCUACUUCCCAGCCACCGUGCUCUGGGAGCUGCUAGGACCUGGGGAGCCAGGCUCAGAAGGAGCUGGCACUUUCUACAUUGCCCGCUUCUUGGCCGUCGUGGCCCACAGCCCCCUGGCAGCACAACUGAAGCCCACGACUCCCUUCAAGCGGACCCAGAUCGCUAGAAACCCUGUGGUGACCAACCGGAUAGAGGAAGGAGAGAGACCCGACCGUGCUAAGAGCUAUGACCUGGAGUUAAGUAUGGCACUGGGAACAUACUACCCUCCCCCCCGCCUCCGGCAGCUGCUCCCCAUCCUUCUUCAGGGAACAAGUAUCUUCACUGCCCCAAAGGAGAUUGCUGAGAUCAAGGCCCAGCUGGAGACACCCCUGAAGUGGAGGAACUAUGAGGUGAAGCUCCGGCUGCUGCUGCACCUGGAGGAGCUACAGAUGGAGCAUGACAUCCGGCACUAUGACCUGGAGUCAGUGCCUAUGACCUGGGACCCCGUAGACCAGAACCCCGGGCUGCUCACACUGGAGGUUCCCGGGGUGGCCGAGAGCCGCCCCUCAGUGCUGCGGGGUGACCACCUCUUUGCCCUUUUGUCCUCUGAGAUACAUCAGGAGGACCCUGUCACCUACAAGGGAUUUGUGCACAAGGUGGAACUGGACCGGGUCAAGCUGAGUUUUUCCACAAGCCUCCUGAGCCGCUUUGUGGAUGGGCUGACCUUCAAGGUGAACUUCACCUUCAACCGCCAGCCCCUGCGGGUGCAGCACCGUGCCCUGGAGCUGACGGGGCGCUGGCCGCUGUGGCCCCUGCUUUUCCCUGUGGCCGCUCGUGGGGUCCCGCUGCUGCCCUCAGAUGUGAAGCUCAAGCUGUAUGACCGGAGUCUGGAGUCCAACCCGGAGCAGCUGCAGGCCAUGAAGCACAUUGUUAUGGGUACCACCCGCCCCGCCCCCUACAUCAUCUUUGGGCCUCCAGGCACUGGCAAGACUGUCACCUUAGUGGAAGCCAUCAAGCAGGUGGUGAAGCACUUGCCCAAAGCCCACAUCCUGGCCUGUGCUCCGUCCAACUCGGGGGCUGACCUCCUCUGUCAACGCCUCCGGGUCCACCUGCCCAGCUCCAUCUACCGCCUCUUGGCUCCCAGCAGGGAUAUCCGCAUGGUGCCUGAGGACAUCAAGCCCUGCUGUAACUGGGAUGCAAAGAAGGGGGAUUACGUGUUUCCUUCCAAGAAGAAGCUGCAGGAAUAUCGUGUCUUAAUUACCACGCUCAUCACUGCCAGCAGGUUGGUCUCUGCCCAGUUUCCCAUCGAUCACUUCACACACAUCUUCAUCGAUGAGGCUGGCCACUCCAUGGAGCCAGAGAGCCUGGUGGCCAUAGCAGGGCUGAUGGAAGUCAAGGAAGCAGACAAUCCAGGAGGGCAGCUGGUGCUGGCAGGAGACCCUCGGCAGCUGGGGCCUGUGCUGCGUUGCCCACUGACCCAGAAGCAUGGGCUGGGGUACUCAUUGCUGGAGCGGCUGCUCACCUACAAUGCCCUGUACAAGAAGGGCCCUGAUGGCUAUAACCCCCAGUUCAUAACCAAGCUGCUACGCAACUACAGGUCUCACCCCACCAUCCUGGACAUUCCUAACCAGCUGUAUUAUGAAGGGGAGCUGCAGGCCUGUGCGGACGUUGUGGACCGAGAGCGCUUCUGCCGCUGGGAGGGUCUACCUCGACAGGACUUUCCCAUCAUCUUUCACGGCGUAAUGGGCAAGGAUGAGCGUGAAGGCAACAGCCCGUCCUUCUUCAACCCCGAAGAGGCUGCCACGGUGACUUCCUACCUGAAGCAGCUCCUGGCCCCCUCCUCCAAGAAGGGCAAAGCCCGUCUGAGCCCCCGAAGCGUGGGCGUCAUCUCUCCAUACCGGAAGCAGGUGGAAAAAAUUCGUUACUGCAUCACCAAGCUUGACAAGGAGCUUCGGGGACUGGAUGACAUCAAGGACUUGAAGGUGGGCUCCGUGGAAGAGUUUCAAGGCCAGGAGCGCAGCGUCAUCCUCAUCUCCACCGUGCGGAGCAGCCAGAGCUUUGUGCAGCUGGAUCUGGACUUUAACCUGGGUUUCCUCAAGAACCCCAAGAGGUUCAAUGUGGCUGUGACCCGGGCCAAGGCUUUGCUCAUCGUGGUGGGCAACCCGCUCCUGCUGGGCCACGACCCCGACUGGAAAGUAUUCCUAGAGUUCUGUAAAGAAAACGGGGGGUAUACCGGGUGCCCCUUCCCUGCCAAGCUGGACCUGCAGCAGGGGCAGAACUUACUCCAGGGUCUGAGCAAACUCAGCCCCUCUACCUCAGGACCCAAAAGUCACGACUGCCGGGAGCGGGAGGGUGAAGGGGGCCUGCCCCUGCAGGUGGAGCCAGAGUGGAGGAAUGAGCUCUGAGGACCGCCCACCCGACCCUUCCCCUGCUGCUAACAUCAAGCUGCUAACAACUGGGGGAAGGGGGAGGAAGUAAAACUGAAAAAAAAAAAAAAGCAAAAAAAAAAGCUUAUUCUAUGCAAAAGCCUCUGUGUCUCUUCAGACUGGCCCCAGCUUCCUGAACUCCCAAGAUGACCUCACAGGGGAGGGUGGGACCGUCACACCAGCCCAGGGCCAUAC
This is a messenger RNA of Kogia breviceps (pygmy sperm whale), 4670 nucleotides long. Lineage: Eukaryota; Metazoa; Chordata; Mammalia; Artiodactyla; Physeteridae. The record is from RefSeq and is a predicted model, not a curated record.